Molecule: messenger RNA, 2221 nt
Organism: Oncorhynchus mykiss (rainbow trout)
Lineage: Eukaryota; Metazoa; Chordata; Actinopteri; Salmoniformes; Salmonidae
Product: transmembrane protein 88
Cellular component (GO): plasma membrane
Molecular function (GO): PDZ domain binding
Source: RefSeq, a predicted model, not a curated record
AAGCACUCGAUGUAGUAGUUAUGAAAGGGAGGGGGGGAGAAUGAGUGAGGCAGAAGUCAGUAAGAGUGAGAGAGAAAGGCAUCCCUCUAAUUCCUCAAGAGGGGCUGUUGUAUCAAACGUAGUAAGUGUGAGAAUAGGAGGAGAAGGCGGGACGGACUGACGGAGGGACGUACAGAGGUCUGGGCCACUUCUAAAGAGCUGAGACCCAAAACGCUGAGGCUGGAGUGGUCGACUGCAGUCUGGGAGAGAACAACAGGUGAAAGGACGAAGCCCUUCAGUCUGAGAAAUAGGGGAGGGGGACCGACACGGACUUAUCCCUGACGGACCGACGACCCUUCACAGUGCAGAGAGGAAACAACAAGAGAUUACGUCUACAGGAGGUCAGCAUACCACUACUACACGAGCUGGUCACAACUUCAUUUAGAAAAGUGUGAAGGAAUCUGAACUGAUACAGAGGAAAAACCCAAAGCCAAAAGACAGUAGAGAAAGAACAUUUAAAGCUUGUCCACCUGCUUGAAUAAGUGGAGAAAGAGAGUGUUUCACUGGAACUUCAAGGAGAAGAGAAGAGAGAAGAAGAGAAGGAGAAGAGAAGCGAGAAAGAGAAGAGAAGAGAGAAGGAGAAGGAGAAAGAGAAGAAAGAAGAGAAGGAGAAGAGAAGAGAGAAGAAGAGAAGGAGAAAGAGAAGAGAGAAGAGAAGGAUAAGAGACAAGAAGAGGAGAAGAGAAGAGAGAAGAAGAGAAAGAGAAGAGAAGAGAGAAGAAGAGAAAGAGAAGAGAAGAGAGAAGAAGAGAAAGAGAAGAGGAGGAGGAGAGAGACGAGAAGGAGAAGAGAAGAGUGAGGAAGAGAGAGAGGCUCUACCAGGCUGCACGUCAAUUUGACCAUGAGUGUAAUCGGUACACUGGAGAAGGGGGCCCACCACCAGGCUCUGGAGCUCUCCGAGGAGCUCUCUCCCCUCAACCACCACCACCCAAACCACCACCACCUCCAGCACUCCAACUCUCUGGCCUCCAGCGCUCCUGUGGGGACCCCCUCCGGCGUGGUGGUGCCUCCCCCGUACUCUGCAGCUGAGAGUGGGGGAGGUGGUAGUGAUGCUCCCCUGGAGCUCCGAGGCUCUCUGGACUGCUGGGCGUGCUCGGUGCUGGUGACGGCCCAGAACCUGGUCAUCGCUGGGAUCAACGCCUGCCUGGCCGGACUGGUGUUCGGACUCAUCCUCACCCCCGCCAUCGCCAUGGUGGUGUUCGGGUUCCUCUGUCAUUCUACGGUGCGCCCUCAUGGGACGUCGCGCUACUGCUCGGACCUGCUGAAUGACGGUGGCUGUGUGGCCCUCCUGGUUGUGGGUUUCCUCCUGGUCACACCCCUCCUGGUCCUGGCUCUGGCCGCCUACUGCCGCCUGGCCCGCCACCUCCAACUGGGGCUCUGCUUUAUACCAUACUCCAGGGCUAUCUACAAGAACCUGCCCGCCACACAGCACCCUGGCCUGGGAGGGGGCUGCUGUGGAGGCAGUGGCGCUGGAGGGGAGGGAGGAGGGAAGGGUAAGGUCUGGGUGUGAGGGGGAGGGGGGGAGGGUGGGGAGAGGGAGCGAUGUGAAGGAAGCUAGUGUCAAGAUCUAUGUAUAGGGGGAGGGAGCGAGGAUGAGCGAGAGUGACACACAAAGAGGAAGAAAGAGAGGGAGAGAGAAAGAAAAGGUGAGGAAGAGAAGGGAGCGCGUGGAGGGAAAGGGAGAGCCAAGAUGAGGAGGGAGACAGGAGGAAAGAAUGGUGUUAGAGCAGGGAGGAGAAGGAGGAGAACAACCACAGCAGCCAAACUCUUAUCUGGGAAGGCUUCAGUAUAGGCGCCACAGUUUAAAGAACAAAGUAAACCGUUCCUCUGGAGUUCAACCAAAGUAACCUCCUUCACACUACCACGUUUUAUACAACCAAUUUCAUGUAAAAGUUAUCUGUCAACAUAUGUGGUUUACUGUGGGAAAACUUUUGUUUGUGAUCAACAGCAAACAUCUCAACCACACGGCAGGCAAAGUGUUGUUUCUCCAGUUAAAGGACAUAAUAUCACUGCCAUGUGUUGACAUCCAAUAUAUUAUUAACAUUGAUUCAACACAGUAUCUUUAAGCAUUUACCACCAUGAAGGACCUUCAAUAGAGUUUUGUGCAUUUAGUUGACUCUGGUUUAUGACUGCUACUGUUUCUUGUGUAUUUCCUCUUUUCAAAUAAAGUCAUUUGGAAUCA